AUGCGACGAUCGUUUUCACCAGUCAGGAAUAUUGCAUGCAACACACUGAAUUUGACACAGAUGGCUGCAAAAAUAGAUUCACUGAAAAAGUGGACCGUUUCGACUUACAAAACGACAAAACAGUCAAUAUGUGAAAAUUUAGGAAGAAUAGAACGCACAGUUGACAAGGAAUUAGAAGAACAAAUCGAACAACUGAAAAUAUUGCACAAGUAUUACAAUCAGGUGUUAACAAUGUCAAAAUUAUUCAUGUCAAAUUUUCAUCAAAUGAAUGAAGCACAAAAAAGUUUAGCGGAAUCCCUUUAUCAACUCUCACUGAAAGAAAUGAGUUUGAAAGCAGAGUGUUCUUCGAACUGUGAUUCGCUGCGUUCGGUAGCACAUAACGGUGAACUUCUAGAACGAGCUUUGUCGUUUUUUCUUUCAUCAAUUAAGACAUUAUCUGAGAAAACUUUUGAAGAUACAAUAGAAACAAUUCAUAAUUAUGACCAGGCUCGUUUGGAAUAUGACGUGCAUCGCAAUGAAAUAGUGGCGCUACAGCACUCAAAUGCAAGUCCUGAAGCAAUCGCAGGCGCAGAUUUCAGAUGUAAUCAGCAUCGAAGAAAAUACGAACAACUAAAAGCUGACGUUAAGGUUAAACUGAGAUUACUAGAAGAGAAUCGAUGGAAAGUAAUGCGUAAGCAGUUGUUACUUCUUCAUAAUGCCUUGAUCGCGUAUUCUUCAGGCAAUGCGAAGGCCUUGCAUUCAGCAGUGGAAAAUUUAAAUUUGGGCGAGACAGCAAAUGAAGAUUUUGCUUCCUCAUUUUUGGAGCAAUGA
Messenger RNA from Brugia malayi, 810 nucleotides. RefSeq lists its product as uncharacterized. The transcript is spliced from 8 exons. Gene Ontology annotation, cellular component: trans-Golgi network membrane. The coding region runs from base 1 to 810 and encodes 269 amino acids. Lineage: Eukaryota; Metazoa; Nematoda; Chromadorea; Rhabditida; Onchocercidae. Gene Ontology annotation, biological process: intracellular protein transport; regulation of Arp2/3 complex-mediated actin nucleation. Gene Ontology annotation, molecular function: phospholipid binding; protein domain specific binding. The record is from RefSeq and is a predicted model, not a curated record.